This is a messenger RNA of Eremomyces bilateralis CBS 781.70, 2194 nucleotides long. RefSeq names its product Phosphoglucose isomerase. The transcript has 4 exons. Gene Ontology annotation, cellular component: cytosol. Gene Ontology annotation, molecular function: glucose-6-phosphate isomerase activity; carbohydrate derivative binding; monosaccharide binding. The record is from RefSeq and is a predicted model, not a curated record. The coding region runs from base 276 to 1934 and encodes 552 amino acids. NCBI's taxonomy places the organism in Eukaryota, Fungi, Ascomycota, Dothideomycetes, Eremomycetales, Eremomycetaceae. Gene Ontology annotation, biological process: gluconeogenesis; glycolytic process; glucose 6-phosphate metabolic process.
CAUAAGUCAACGACUCUUGACGGAAUUAUCUGAAGAGAUCAAUUGCAAAAACAUCAGGUUGUAAGUUCCAACAUUCAAUUGUCUUUCUUACACUAGUUAGCCUUCAACACUUUCUGUUUGUCGUGUUGAUAGUGCCCCGCCUACACCGCCUACCAUUGUGCUGACUCUCUGAAUUUCUCCGCUCGAAUCCAUUCAUAAAGGAUCAGUUCUGAUACAUUGUCUAAUACAUUCUAGAGUCAAUACUUCUCCCAUUGAGUCAUCCAUCAGCCGCAAUCAUGCCCGGCUUCAAACAAGCAACCGACCUCAAUGCCUGGUCCGCUCUCCAGGAGCACCACACCACUAUCAGCAAAGAAAUUGUCCUGCGCGACUACUUCGCCAAAGACCCGGCUCGAUUCGAGAAGUUCAGCAAGACCUUCAAGAAUGCUGCCGAUGGCACUGAGAUCCUCUUCGAUUUCUCCAAGAACUUCAUCACCGACAAAACCGUGAGCCUGCUGGUGGAGCUGGCCAAGGAGGCCGGCCUGGAGCAGUUGCGCGAUGACAUGUUCAAGGGCGAGAAGAUCAAUUUCACCGAGAAGCGCGCCGUGUAUCAUGUGGCGUUGCGUAAUGUGACCAACGACCCGAUGCAGGUGGAUGGGAAGAGCGUGGUGGAGGAGGUCAACAGCGUGUUGGACCAUAUGAAGGAGUUCACCGAGCAGGUGAGGAGCGGAGAGUGGAAGGGAUAUACCGGAAAGCGAAUUAAGACCAUCAUCAAUGUUGGCAUCGGAGGUUCCGAUCUUGGCCCUGUCAUGGUCACGGAAGCUCUCAAGGCGUACGGUGACCGCAAUCUCACCCUCCACUUCGUUUCCAACAUCGACGGAACCCACAUCGCCGAAGCACUCCGCAACUCGGACCCGGAGACGACCCUCUUCCUCAUCGCGUCCAAGACGUUCACUACCGCGGAGACCGUCACCAAUGCCACGACGGCCAAGAAGUGGUUCCUCGAGACCGCCAAGGACCAGUCGCACGUCGCGAAGCACUUCGUUGCUCUGUCGACCAACGAGUCCGAAGUCACCCAGUUCGGCAUCGACAAGAAGAACAUGUUCGGCUUCAGCGACUGGGUUGGCGGUCGAUACAGCGUGUGGAGCGCCAUCGGCCUUAGCGUCUGCCUGUACAUCGGCUGGGACAACUGGCAUCAGUUCCUCGCGGGAGCCAACGCGAUGGACAAGCAUUUCAAGGAAACGCCACUCGAGGACAACAUCCCGAUCAUCGGCGGUCUGCUGAGCGUCUGGUACUCCGAUUUCUUCGGCGCGCAGACCCACCUCGUUUCACCUUUCGACCAGUAUCUCCACCGCUUCCCCGCCUACCUCCAGCAGCUCUCCAUGGAGUCGAACGGCAAAGCCAUCACACGCAGCGGCGAUUACGUCACCUACACGACCGGUCCCAUCCUCUUCGGCGAGCCAGCUACCAACGCGCAGCACUCCUUCUUCCAACUACUACACCAGGGAACCAAGAUGAUCCCCACGGACUUCAUCCUGGCGGCGAAGAGCCACAACCCGGUGGAGAACAACAAGCACCAGAAGAUGCUCGCUUCCAACUUCUUCGCCCAAUCCGAAGCCCUCAUGGUCGGCAAGAAGCCCGAAGAAGUCAAAUCCGAAGGCGCCCCCGACGAGCUGAUCCCCCACAAGACCUUCCUCGGUAACCGGCCCACGACGUCGAUCCUCGCGGAGCAGAUCACCCCGGCGACGCUGGGCGCGCUGAUCGUGUACUACGAGCACGUGACGUUCACGGAGGGAGCGAUCUGGAACAUCAACUCGUUCGACCAGUGGGGAGUGGAGCUGGGGAAGGUGCUGGCAAAGAAGAUCUUGGCGGAGCUGGAGGAGGAGGGGGAGAGUCAGGGGCAUGAUAGCAGUACGAGCGGGUUGAUUAAUGCGUAUAAGAAGAAGUCGGCUUUGUAGAGGCUGGAAGGCGAGAGCCCGCAUCGAUGGAGGGACUGGAGAAGGGAGGGCGAUUCGGUGAAUGGGAUGGGAAGAAACAAAUAGUGCAUAAAAUGACUUUAUGAGUUAGUAGUAACAAGGGGCAACUCUCGAUAAUAGAUCCGUAUCAGCCUCCUAAAGUCGUAGAUUGACCGCACUGUAGGUUACGGGAUUCCGCCAAACGAUGCUCCUCAAAUGGCUGCCAUCUAAAAUUCUUCCUGGCCUCUUUGCCACAUCACUAC